Messenger RNA from Saccharomycopsis crataegensis, 3489 nucleotides. RefSeq names its product chromatin-remodeling ATPase. The transcript has a single exon. Gene Ontology annotation, biological process: regulation of transcription by RNA polymerase II; nucleosome organization. Gene Ontology annotation, molecular function: ATP binding; DNA binding; ATP hydrolysis activity. The coding region runs from base 1 to 3489 and encodes 1162 amino acids. Lineage: Eukaryota; Fungi; Ascomycota; Saccharomycetes; Ascoideales; Saccharomycopsidaceae. The record is from RefSeq and is a predicted model, not a curated record. Gene Ontology annotation, cellular component: nucleus; chromatin.
AUGACAGAGGCAGAGCCUGUAUCAGAUGUCAACAGUCCCGCUGCCGUCACAAAUCAACUGCCUGCAACCUCAAUAGUAACAACAGAGUCUCCUGAACCUGAAAAAAAUCAUAUUGUGGAAACAAAUGUCGAUAGAAAAUCGUUUUAUUUUGUGGAUGAAACCAAAGGGCUGGAAAAUGAUGAAAGACAUCUCCACGAAAUCACAAAAAGAUAUAAACAUUUGUUAGAUUUGUCCCAUCUAUUCAAAACAUUCAUCCAAUCAAGGGCAAAAAAGGACCCAAAAUUCAAACAGGUGAUCGCCAAGGUCGAAGAAACUUUACAUAAAUCUAUCUUGAAUGACGACGAUGUGAAUAAGAAAUCUGGGAAAUUUACUGGUUCCGAAGGAGUUAGAAGACGCAAAACCGAAAAGGAAGAAGAUGCCGAAUUGCUUGGCAGUUCCAAUGAUUCCGAUAUCAUUGAAUUCACAGAAUCACCAUCGUAUAUCAAUGGGAAACUAAGGGAAUACCAAAUCCAGGGUCUCAAUUGGUUAGUGUCUUUACAUGAAAAUAAUCUUAGUGGGAUUUUGGCCGAUGAAAUGGGUCUUGGUAAAACAUUACAAACAAUCUCAUUUCUUGGGUAUUUGCGCUUCUUCAAAGGUAUUGUCGGACCCCAUUUGGUGAUUGUUCCAAAAUCAACUUUGGAAAACUGGCAAAGAGAGUUUGGUAAAUGGAUACCUCAAUUCAAUACCGUGGUUCUUACUGGUGAUAAAACUCAAAGAGCAGAUAUAAUAAAUCAAAAAAUUAUGUCUUGUGAUUUUGAUGUUGUGAUUUCCUCUUAUGAAUUGGUCAUUAAGGAAAAAGCCACUCUCAAAAAAAUUGAAUGGAGCUAUAUUGUAAUUGACGAGGCACACAGAAUUAAGAAUGAACAAAGCUUGUUAUCCCAGGUCAUUAGAUUAUUCACUUCUAGAAAUAGAUUAUUAAUUACAGGCACUCCUUUACAAAAUAAUUUACAUGAACUUUGGGCAUUGUUGAAUUUCAUUUUGCCUGAUGUUUUCAGUGAUUCUGAAAGCUUUGAUGAAUAUUUUGGCGCGACUAAUGCUGAAAAUGAUCAAGAUCAUGAUCAAGAUCAACAAGAAGUUAUCAAACAAUUGCAUACGAUUUUAUCCCCCUUCUUAUUGCGCCGUAUAAAAUCACAGGUGGAAAAGUCAUUGCUUCCGAAGAAAGAAAUGAACUUGUACGUUUCAUUGUCGCCUUUGCAGAAAAAACUAUACAGAAAGCUAUUGGAAAAAGAUUUGGAUGCUGUCAACGGCUUGAAUGGUAAAAAGGAAUCAAAGACAAGAUUAUUAAACAUUGUCAUGCAGUUGAGAAAAUGUUCUAACCAUCCGUAUUUGUUUGAUGGGGUUGAACCAGGUCCACCGUAUACCACUGAUGAACAUUUGGUGUUUAACUCUCAAAAAUUAAAGGUUUUGGAUAAUCUUUUGAAAAAAUUCAAAGCCGAAGGUUCCAGAGUUUUAAUUUUUUCUCAAAUGAGCAGAAUGCUAGAUAUUAUGGAAGAUUAUUGUUAUUUUAGGGGUUAUGGGUAUUGCAGAAUUGAUGGUUCCACCGACCAUGAGGAUCGUAUUCAACAAAUCGAUGAGUAUAAUGCUGAAGGUUCGGAUAAAUUCAUCUUUUUGUUAACUACUAGAGCUGGUGGUUUAGGUAUCAACUUAACCAGUGCCGAUGUAGUAGUUCUUUACGAUUCAGAUUGGAAUCCUCAAGCUGAUUUGCAAGCUAUGGACAGAGCCCAUAGAAUUGGACAAAAGAAACAAGUCAAAGUUUUCAGAAUGGUGACAGAAAACACCAUCGAAGAGAAGGUUUUGGAAAGGGCCAUGAAAAAAUUAAGAUUAGACCAGGUCGUUAUCCAGCAAGCAAGAGCAUCCCUGGCGAAUCAACAAGUCGAUAAAGAUGAGUUAUUAAAUAUGAUCAGGUAUGGUGCACAUGAUAUGUUCAAUAACUCAGCUGGUCAACCUAAAGAUUCAGAUGAAGAUGGUGAUGCCGGCGAUGAGAUUAACUUAGAUGAUUUGCUAGCAAAUUCGGAAAAGAGAACUAAAGAAUUAAAUUCAAAGUAUGCUAAAUUGGGUUUUGAUGAGCUACAAGAUCUAGAAGCCGAAAACACUUCUGCUUAUCAAUGGAAUGGCACUGACUUCAAAAAACAAAAUACAAAGAAAAUUGGUUCUGGGUUCAUGUGGUUAAAUCCUGGUAAAAGAGAAAGAAAAGAGAAUUAUAGCAUUGAUGGUUAUUAUCGUGAUGUUUUGAAUUCUGGUGGCAGACCAGCAUCAACCGAGCCUAAGGGUCCGAAAGCGCCAAAGCAAAUGACAUUGUAUGAUCAUCAAUUUUAUUCACCAAAUCUUUUUACAUUACACGAGAAGGAAAAGUACUGGUACAGAAAGCAAAUCAAUUACAAAGUCCCACUUAAUCAGAAACCCCAAAGUAAUGGUGGUACAGGGAAUACUAAAUCUGCCCUUAGCGCUGAGGAUAUUAAACUCGACAAUAAAUUAGAGCAAAUUGAAGUCGAUCACGCUACCGCCUUGACAGAGGAAGAAGAAAAGCUCAAAGAAGAAUACCUAAAAGAAGGAUAUGGCAAUUGGUCCAGGAGAGAAUUUAAUCAUUUUAUUUCUGCUUCUGCCAAACAUGGAAGACAUAAUAUUGAUUUAGUUGCCAAUGAAAUGAUUGAAAAUAAUGUCGUUAUGACAGUGAAAACUUUUGAUGAGAUCAAAGAAUAUUCAGAAACAUUUUGGAACAGAUAUACUGAAAUCGAAGGUUUUGAAAGAUAUAUAAUGCAAAUUGAACAAGGUGAAGAGAAAAUUGCCAAACAAAUCAAACAGCGGAGUAGCUUACAUAAGAAGAUCAGUCAAUAUGAGUCUCCAUUGAAUGAAUUAGAAUUAAAGUUCCCACCAACUUCAACUUCCUUCACUCCUGAUGAAGAUGCGUUCCUUUUGGUUAUGUUGUUUAAGCACGGUAUUGAUAGUGACGGAAUUUAUGAAACUAUUCAUAAGGAAAUCUUGAAAUCGAACAUUUUCAAGUUUGAUUAUUUUUUGAAGAGUAGAACUUCUACUGAAUUGAAUAGAAGAUGUAACGCAUUGCUAGCCGCUGUUGUCAAGGAAGUUGAAAGCAAUGAGCAACAAGUGUUGACUAUUCUUACCAAAAAAAGAAAAGCGUUGGAUGAUAAGAAGAAGAACAGAACUAAUAAAAGAAAGAAGGUGUCUAUCAAAAAACUUUCAUUGAAGUCCAGCGUUUCCUUGAGAAGUAAAAAGAAGAAAGAUGAACCCAAGAAGAGCGCUCCAAAGAGAGGUGCUGCUAAAAAAAAGGUGACCUCUAAAACCGACUCGGCUUCCGGUGCAAAAAGAAACAAACCAGGUCCAAAGCCGGGGGCCAAGUAUAAGAAGAAACCAGGUCCAAAGCCAGGAACUAAAGGAAACAGUAAGGCGAAAAGUAACGGUGAUAUUUCUUCCUAUUUCAACAAAAAAUCCUGA